AUGCAAGCAGACGAAGAUAACUCCAAAAAGGAGUUUGACUGGUUUGAAGACACUGCUGAGUUUGGCUUUGAAGAUGUCGAAGAACAUCCGGCCGAAACUAAGUGGGCAAAAAGCAUCUACAAGAAACUAACGCCCUUUUCAAUGGGAGUCAUUGGAGUUUCCCUCUUUAUCACCGGAAUUCUGUACUUUAUCCCCCGGCAUCUUAUUUAUGUCAAGGGAUACUCCUUGAUGCAUGUUUGCUUUGUCGCAGCCUUCCUGGCCUUCAUAUUUCUGAUGGCCAAACUGCUAGUUCAUGUGGUGUUUGUGAUUAUCAAAGAUAACAUUUCCAACAACAAAGUCUUCCAUAGCAAGCGUGUUAAGUUAGAAGUCACCUGCGGUAUCUGGAUCUUUUCCUUUAUUCCAAUAGGGAUAUACCUCAAUUCGCGGGUGCCCUGGGCCCGCGCUCUUUUGGACAAACUCUUUGCAUGCGGCAUCAUUUCUCUUCUCAUCAUCAUCUGUAAGAACAUCUUCAUGGAAAUGUUCCGUACAUACUUCCUAGCUAGUGCUCUUAAGAAGAAGUCUAAAGACGUUGAAAUCAAAGAGCGUAUUAUUAACUCAAUGCGCGAUUUCUGCUACGAUGAAACGGGUGAAACUUCCGAUGACAAACUCAUUUCCUGUUUCCUAGUCAAUUGCUUUGAAGAUGAAGACGACGACCCCAAUAACAACCUCGGCAUGGAAUUUGUCAAAGGCGACAUGGACAAUAUCAUUGGCGACCUCUUUACUACCUCGAUCUUCCAAAAGAAACAACUUUCCCAGCACGAAAUCUUCUGUCUGGCUCGUGAUACCUUCCUCAAGUGCAGCAAAGAUGGCGAGUAUAUCACCUUCAACAGCUUUUGCGAAAUAUUCCCCAACGCCCAAACAGCUGUCCAGGCUUUCCUCUAUUUUGAUACGGACAACGCCAAAAAGAUAUCCAAGAAAGACAUUCGCGACACACUAGCUAUGUUCCAUUACGACCGCAAGAAUCUCCAAACUACCUUUGAAAACCUCAACCGAUUUGUCAAACUCCUAGAUAAUCUAGCCACCAUUGUCGUCUGUAUUCCCCUUCUCUUCCUCUACCUUAUUGUACUUGGCCUUCCCAUUCGCCAACUAGCCGCCCUUGGGCUGAGCAGUGCGGUAGUGCUUAAUUUCCUAAUCAGCAGUGUUAUCAAAGACUUCUACUGGAAUGCAUCCUUUAUUCUUACCCAUCCCUUUGACAUUGGUGACGAAGUCAUUAUUGAUGGCAAAGACUACACCAUCUACGGCUCCAGUCUUUACAAAACCGAAGUCCUCAGUAAUAACGGCGGCAAAAUAUCCUUUCUCAACAAAGUACUCGGCACCAAGAACAUCGUCAAUAUGACCCGAGCACCCCAAAAACUCAUCCAUGUUAAUUUCCAACUCACUCCCCAAACCACACCCGAAAAGUUCAAAGAGCUCAAAAGAGGUCUACUCGUUUAUUUACGUUCCAAAAGCGAGAUCUUCUACGAAACAUUUACCAUUCAGUCCGAGUCCGAAGCUUCCUGUAAACUCGAAGGUCAUAAUUGUGUCCUUAUUGUUCGUUAUAAGUCCAUCAACAACCGCAUGGCCAAACUUGAAGUCAAACUAGAUCUUGUUCGAUUCCUCAAAGACAUUCUCCAAAACCACCACACUCCUCCACCAACCUCAGAGGACCCAGAACCAGCACCCGCCAAAUAA
Nematocida homosporus is the source of this 1710-nucleotide messenger RNA. RefSeq lists its product as uncharacterized. The transcript has a single exon. The record is from RefSeq and is a predicted model, not a curated record. Gene Ontology annotation, molecular function: mechanosensitive monoatomic ion channel activity. Gene Ontology annotation, biological process: monoatomic anion transport. Gene Ontology annotation, cellular component: plasma membrane. Lineage: Eukaryota; Fungi; Microsporidia. The coding region runs from base 1 to 1710 and encodes 569 amino acids.